AUGACUUCCGCACAAGACGUGAAAGUAAUCACAAAAGUGUCUCUCAAUGUCCCUGAGCUAGGAGAGAUCACUGGUAUCUGCUUCGAUGGAAAGACCACCCAGUAUAUGGGCAUACCCUAUGCCACAGUCCCUGGCCGCUUCCGACGACCUCAGCCGGCAGCAGUACCAUGGCCAGACCAGAAAUGGGAUGGGACCAAGGUCGGACCAUUCCCCUCCCAACCCCCUCGCGACUUCUACCCCAUCCCCAAUCCAUCCCGCCCCUGGCUCUCCGAUGCCCCUACAACAUCGUCUACUGACUGCCUGUCCAUGAACAUAUCCGUACCUUCCCCUCCCUCCCCCAUCCCAACUCCUCAAAAGUACCCCGUAAUGCUCUUCCUCCACGGUGGCGCCUUCGUCUACGCCGCGGGCGGCGCAGCAAUCUAUGACGGCCGCAUACUCUCCGAGAUAUCCGCAAAGCUCGAUAUGCCUACCAUCAUCAUAUCGAUUAAUUUCAGAUUGGGGCUGUUUGGCUUUCUAGCAAGCGAGGAGAUACGGGAGUAUAACGCCGAGCACGGGGAGGACGGGGUCGGCAACUACGGGAUCUGGGACCAGGUGGAUGCGUUGCGGUGGGUGCAGCGGUUCAUCGGGGGAUUUGGGGGAGACAAAGAGCGGGUGACAUUGUUUGGACAAUCGGCUGGAGGAGUAUCUGCAAACAUCCACCUCCUACGAAACGAGCCCCUCUUCUCCCGCGCCAUCAUCCAAUCCGGCCUCCUCCCCCUCUGCGGCGUCCUCACCCCCUCGCAAUACCAAUCCAUCUACAACAAAACCCUCACCCACCUCGCCAUCCCUUCCUCCCUCUCCCCGCGCGAGCGCCUCCUCCGGCUGAUCAACACCCCAGAGGAAGCACUCACCGCCGCCAUGGUCCCCGUGCUCGUCACGCCCGUCAUCACCCUCUCGCCCUGCGACGACGGCGUGCUGAUCGGCGGCCCCAUGCCCACCUACUCGCAGUACUCCGCGUUCGCCGUGCCGCCGUGGUGCGGCGCCGCCAUGCUCGGCGACGUGCGCCACGAGUGCGUGAUCUGGAACAAAGCCUUCCGCGCGCUCCCACCCACCGCCCUCGUCGCCAAGAUCCGCCGCGUGCUCGACCCCUCGCGCCCGCACCGCCGCUACUCAAACGCCGUCUACCCGCCGACGGCCGCGCAGACCAUCAUCGCGCUGUACGGCUUGCGCGAGGAUAUGACCCAGAACGACCUCUUCUGGGCGACCGAGCGCAUGACGACCGACGCGCUGUACUCGCUCGUGAACUUCAAGGCGCUGCGCGCGCAGCCGCGCAUGCUGGGGUAUCAUUUCGACGUGCCGAGUCCGUUUGAGAAUGAGUGGGGUGGGUUGGCGCAUCAUAGUCUGGAUAAUGUGUAUGUGUGGGGGCUGCUGAAGGAGAGGUUGCCGGGGAAGCAUCAGCGAGUGAGUGAGCUUAUGAGUAAGUGCUGGGUCGAGUUUGCGAAUGGGAAGGAGCCGUGGGGGAGUUUCGGGGAGGGAGGGAGGGUUAUGGUGUUUGGGGGGGAGGUGGUGGAGGCGUACUCGCAGCUUAGGACGCCGGAGGAGGAUAGAGACAGGGGGUAUGAGCGGUGGGAGGCUAUCGAGAAAGCAGGGCUUGUGGACGCGUUUUAUGAUCUCGCGGUGGAGUUGUGCAUGCGGCAGGAGGAGAUUUGCGAUGAGGGGGUGGUGAGUGAGGCGCUGACAGUCGAGGGAAUGGAGAAGUAUGGGAUUGUGCCUGUGGGUGUGGAGAGGGCGUGGUCUUAGGCGUCAAAGGUUGGACGGGCAGGAUAGGAGGGAAGCGAGAGGUGGUUUGCUUAGUAGUAGGUAAGUAGAACGGAAGUUUGAAUGUACAUACGAUGUUAUGCUUGAUAUAUUUACGAUGUUACGG
This is a messenger RNA of Mytilinidion resinicola, 1903 nucleotides long. RefSeq names its product alpha/beta-hydrolase. Lineage: Eukaryota; Fungi; Ascomycota; Dothideomycetes; Mytilinidiales; Mytilinidiaceae. The transcript has 4 exons. Bases 1 to 1779 code for a protein of 592 amino acids. The record is from RefSeq and is a predicted model, not a curated record.